Messenger RNA from Physella acuta, 1901 nucleotides. RefSeq lists its product as uncharacterized. Lineage: Eukaryota; Metazoa; Mollusca; Gastropoda; Physidae. The record is from RefSeq and is a predicted model, not a curated record.
AAGUGUUCUAAGAGGCCAAGUUCCCACCUGGUAUAGGAAGGUGUCCGCUGUUACAUGGUGUAGUGAGGUUGCGUUUUUACUAGUGUAGCUAGGUGGCCUUACCUGGUGUAGCUAGGUGGCCUUACUUGGUAUAGUGAGGUGACAGUUUUUACUAGAGUAGCUAGGUGGCCUUACCUGGUGUAGCUAGGUGGCCGUUGUAAGCCUUAUCUGGUGUGAUAGACAGGGCCGUUACACAAUUCAAUAUUUGUAAUUUAGGUGACGAGAAGGGAAGACAAACCGAAAAAUCUUUAGGUGUCAAAAGCAAGUUAGUUGCAGAAACAUGUUUAGUCCUAUUGUUUUAUGUUUUCUCUUUCUGUGGGGAACACAUUCUGUCAGUGGUCAAACUAUCAUCAGCCCAAGUGAGAUAGAGGAGGGAGGAGCUUUCACUGUGACGUGUGACGCGUCACGUGCUGGUGUUCCAGAAAGUGCUACCACCAUUAGCAGACUGACCAUAUCCUGGACGAACGGGACAGCACCACCCACAACCUACGCCAGAUACAGGCUGUUUCCGGCACCCUACAGCUCCGCAUUUCCACCACAAACUUCCCUAUCAAGAAACUGGACCUUUACAUUCAAUGGAAGCCAACAAGGAACAUCAGACGCACCCAGCAACAGGAACACGAUGAGGAUAGAGAUGGUGGUCAGUGAUGCUGUGUCUGACGACGCCGGCUUGUAUUACUGUAACGCCACGUACCUGGAUGUAGCGGGGGAUUUAGUGACGGUCGUGGAGUAUCAGAAUGUCACAAGUACAACCAGUCCAGCCACUGACGACAGAGGCUCUCUGACCGCUGCAUGCAAUGCCACAAACGCUGGCGUCCCAGCGACCGCCACCACUGUGGUAGCAUUAACCAUCAGUUGGACGCCAGGACCCACAACCCUGCCCACAACAUUGGCCAGAUACAGGAUAUUUCCAGCACCGUACAGCUCCUCUUUUACACCACAAAACUCCUCCGGAAAGAACUGGACGUUCACACACACGGGGAGCUUACAAGGGUCAUCAGACAACCCAGCCAACAGGAACUCGAUGAGGAUAGAAAUGGCGGUACAUGGCGCUAAAUGUACAGACGCCGGCUCGUAUUUUUGUAACGCCACGUACAUUAAUUCAGCUGGUGAUAUAACGUCGGCAUGGCAGUCCCUUAAGCUCACCAGCAGAGAUACCUCAGUCGGGAGCCACCAGCUGUACCAAUACAUGUCAUUCCCAACUAACAAGGGCGACAACCCAUCAAAUUUCACUAUGAUUUGUAAAAUCAACGGCCCAAAGACUCUGAGACUUGACUGGGAACAAAUUCUCCCACCAGCUGAAGGCUUCGUCCCCUACCCCAACCCAGCGCACAUACUCAGAAGUGAGCCCGUACCCAUCGGCUCUUGUAACAGCUACGCGCAUGCGUCAACUCUACGCUUCGCCAUGGCCGACCGGCUUCGCUGUUUUAUUUAUAGAUGCUCAGUCAGGGACGGUAACGUGACGGUCAGUCAAGCGAAUCUUAUGCCAGAUGUACACCAGGGCUGCUUUCUUUAAGGGGGGGAGCUUUAAACUUUACAUAUUUACACAGUAAUUGUCUACGUCACAUGUUUACACAGUAACUAUCUACGUCAUAGAUUUCUAACUCUCUACGCAUCUGAUAGCAUAUAAAAGCGCUAAUUGUAAUGCAUACUACACAUACCUAAACAUAUAAUCUAUUUAUAUUUUUUCUUUGAUUUAAUUAUUGAUUACAUUUUUAUUUUUUAAACAAUACAGAUUCGAAAUGUAGUGUAUUGAGAUUUUAUUAUUUCUGCCCCUGCAUUGUAAAACAAAACAUGAUACAACAUUAAUAUCACUUCAUGUACUUUUUGAAAAUUACCAAAUGUCAAAUAUGUAAUAGAAA